Messenger RNA from Nicotiana tabacum (common tobacco), 2661 nucleotides. RefSeq names its product COBRA-like protein 10. Gene Ontology annotation, cellular component: membrane. The record is from RefSeq and is a predicted model, not a curated record. Lineage: Eukaryota; Viridiplantae; Streptophyta; Magnoliopsida; Solanales; Solanaceae. Gene Ontology annotation, biological process: cellulose microfibril organization.
UUGGCAUUAAUUAACUAAUUUGGAAUUGAGACGUUCUGAUUGAUGAUUGCCGUGUGCGUUUUCACGCGGCAUCAACAAAUCGUCCUUCCUCUCCCUCUGCCGCCUCCCUCCUCCUCCUCUGCUUUCUUUGCAUGAAAGCCAAAAAUUUGAACAAAGAUACAUCUUAACAAAACAAGAACAACAACAAAAUCAAAAAACAAAAACAACCAACAUUGUCCAUUUCCUUUUAAAAAAACAAAAAACAUUAUUAAUUCCUUCAAAUGAUUGUAAGAAGUGAAGGAAUGAAAAUACCAUGGAAAAAUGCUGCCGCCAUCUCUUGCUUUACACUAAUCUUGUUAUGUUAUAACAUUCAAAUAUCUAAAGCUCAAGACUACGGCGGCGGCGACGAGUCGUCUGUCCCGGCCGCACCACCGCCGGAGCAAGAGAACUGCGACGGCAUAUUCGUUUCAUAUACAUUCGACAGCCGCGAAAGAGAAUACCCGUUCGUAAAAAACGUAUCAGCACAAGCAUGGGCAUUUAACUCCAUGUUAACUGUUAUUAAUACUGGACUUUACGAGCUGAAAUCUUGGAAAGUUCACGUUGGGUUUCAGCAUAACGAGCUUUUAGUGUCAACUGACGGAGCUGUAGCGGUUGAAGGCGACGGAUUUCCGAUCAAAGUUGGGAAAAACGGCACAGUAUUGGCAGGUUUUCCGCAGUCGGAUUUGAAGACGGCGAUUGAUACGGCCGGAGAUUUUAAUCAGAUGGCGGCGCAAGUGAAGAUUAAGGGGACGCAAUUUGGUGUUUCGCCAAAAGCAACUCCAAUGCCUAAGACAAUUAAGCUUCUUAAUGAUGGAUAUAAGUGUCCUGCUCCUAAGCGCUUCAAAACUUAUAUGCAUGCUUGCUGCAAGAGGGACCCCAAAUUCAAGCCCAAGAAUACUACUCUCAAGUUCAUGCCUCGCCAAUAUGGAGACCUCUCGUUCACAUACGACGUUCUAUCCGCGUAUGAGAACAAGUACCAAGCUCAAGUCACCAUCGACAACCUCAAUCCCUUAGGCCGUCUUGAUCAUUGGAACUUGACUUGGGAAUGGAUGCGAAACGAGUUCAUUUAUAGCAUGAAAGGCGCAUACACUCAUAAAAAAGACCCUUCUGAAUGCAUUUACGGGCCUCAGGGACAAUAUUACAAGGAUUUCGACUUCACAACUGUCCUGAAUUGUCAAAAGAAGCCACUCAUCUCGGAUUUGCCACCCGAAAAGGAAAAUGAUGACAAACUUGGCAAGUUACCUUAUUGUUGCAGAAAUGGCACACUUUUGCCACCUACUAUGAAUGAGACUAAGGCAAGAUCUAUUUUUCAGCUUGAAGUCUUUAAACUUCCUCCUGAUAUGAACAGAACCGCCCUGUAUCCGCCUCAGAAUUGGAAAAUUGAAGGUACGGUUAAUCCGUCUUAUAAAUGUGGCCCUCCUGUUAGAGUAGAUCCAACAGGAUUCCCUGAUCCUAGUGGAACGGGCAUGACUUCUACUGCUGUGGCUAGUUGGCAAAUUACUUGCAAUAUUACGCGUCCAAAGCCAAAAGAAAACAAAUGUUGUGUUUCAUUCUCAGCUUAUUAUGCUGAUUCUGUUAUCCCCUGCAACACUUGCGCUUGCGGCUGUCAACAGACGUCUAAAUGUGACGCGAAUAGAAAGCCAUUGCUUCUCCCUCCACAAGCACUUCUUGUCCCUUUCGAAGACAGGGAAGAAAUGGCGGAAGCCUGGAACGCGAUCAAACAUUUCGGUCCAUUUCCUAAGAAACUCCCUUGUCCUGAUAAUUGUGGGGUGAGCGUAAAUUGGCAUGUUGAUAGUGAUUACAAGAGCGGAUGGACAGCUCGAGUAACUCUCUUUAACUGGGGAAACGGCGCGUUUGAGGACUGGUUUACGGCCAUUCAAAUGAAGAAAAACAUUGCUGAGGGAUAUGAAAAUGUUUACUCUUUCAAUGGUACUAAGUUACCUCAACGUAACGACACGAUUUUCAUGCAAGGUUUGCCUGGAUUGAACUAUUUAGUUGGAGAAGUGAAUGGAACUAAUCCUGAUAAAGAUCCAAGAGUGCCUGGAAAACAACAAUCUGUGAUUUCAUUCUUGAAAAAACAUACACCAAAUAUUAACAUUCCUUCAGGAGAUGGAUUCCCUGCUAAAAUAUUCUUCAAUGGUGAAGAAUGUGCACUUCCAACUGAUUUUCCCAAAAGAAAUGCAGCAUUCAAAUCCCAAGUUGGCUUGUUGUCUGCAGUUUUGCUUGCUCUCCUCACUUUUCUUCUGUUGACAGAUCAAUUACACUGAUUCCUAUCCCUACAAGCUGAUUUUAUAGGUCAAAUGGACAUGAAGUUGGGAGUGUAAAGAAGAGAAGUGGAUCAAGAAAAGAGACAAAUUAGGCCUGAUUUGCAAUUUAGAAGACUGUAACAAAGUUGGGACAGAAAAUGCAUGUACUUUGUUUGAUUGAUGUAUCAUAAUUAAACUUACCCACAAAAUGAAUAUUUGACCCUUUUUUUCUUGUGUAGUGGAGUAUGUUGGUGAGAGUUGGAUAUUGUUGAAAACUUUUUAUGUUCUUCAAUAGGAAGUACAUAAAAAUGGAAUAUAGAGUUUAGAUUAUAUUCUUGUUCUUAAGCAGUAUCAAGACAAGGAGUACUAUAUAUUUCAAUACAUAUUUCUGCUUAAA